AGAGAGUGAGAGAGAGAGAGAGCAACCACCACACACACACUGAGACACAAACACACACACUGUGACUCGUCUUCUCUCUCUGUGUGAUGGCAAGCCAAGCUCGCAAAGGCGGAGUCUCCCUCCCGGAGCGGCGGAACCCUAAGAAGGACGACGGCGGCGACGGCGUCAUCGCCAGGAUCUCCCAGUCCCAAAUCCUCGCUCGCGGCAAGCAAGUCACCUCCGACGCCGGCUACGUCGCCAAGAAGCUGCUGAGGAGCACCGGCAAGGCCGCCUGGAUCUUCGGCACCACCUUCCUCAUCCUCGUCGUCCCUCUCAUCAUCGAGAUGGACCGCGAGCAGCAGCUCACCGAGCUCGAGUUCCAGCAGGCCAACAUCCUCGGCACCUCCGCCGGCUCCGCUCCUCCGGCCAAGUGAAAUCGGACCGGGUCGGGCCGGGUCCGAGCAAUCCGGUACCUUACCGUUUCAUUUUCUGUAUCCCUAGGGUUUGAAAUUGGUACACCUGUUGGGGAUUUUGUAUGAUGCUUUGCUUAAUUUGCUAGUUUUAGUGAUGAGAUUCUGUGCUUGAUCGCAAUAAUCUUUACUUAAGCAGUAGUUUUAGGGUUUUAUUAGCGCCGGCCGAUGGGUUUGUAUUAGUCAUAUGUGGGAUGUAAUCAGUUUUGGAGCUGAAUUUUCUUUUGAGGUUUAUCUAGGGUUCAAUAAUGAUAGUGUUAUUUGGAAA
Messenger RNA from Rosa rugosa (rugosa rose), 717 nucleotides. Its product is annotated as mitochondrial import receptor subunit TOM9-2. The record is from RefSeq and is a predicted model, not a curated record. Gene Ontology annotation, cellular component: mitochondrial outer membrane. Gene Ontology annotation, biological process: intracellular protein transport. Lineage: Eukaryota; Viridiplantae; Streptophyta; Magnoliopsida; Rosales; Rosaceae. Bases 87 to 413 code for a protein of 108 amino acids. The transcript has a single exon.